Colletotrichum graminicola M1.001 is the source of this 2022-nucleotide messenger RNA. Its product is annotated as fungal specific transcription factor domain-containing protein. Gene Ontology annotation, molecular function: DNA-binding transcription factor activity, RNA polymerase II-specific; DNA binding; zinc ion binding. The coding region runs from base 1 to 2022 and encodes 673 amino acids. The transcript is spliced from 4 exons. Lineage: Eukaryota; Fungi; Ascomycota; Sordariomycetes; Glomerellales; Glomerellaceae. The record is from RefSeq and is a predicted model, not a curated record. Gene Ontology annotation, biological process: regulation of DNA-templated transcription; DNA-templated transcription.
AUGGAGACUUCAUCACUACGCCGCAAGGCCUGCGACCUGUGCUUCGUCAAGAAGAUCAAGUGUGACAUGCUCAAGCCGGCGUGUUCGAAUUGCGUCUUGUACAAGGCGGAUUGCAAAUCAACCAUGGUCCGUCGCAAGUCCGCACCGGCAAAGGAGCGCCAACAGCAACGUAAACAGGACGCCGCUGGAGACCCAAAGAGGAUUACAGAGCUGGAGGGCCGCUUGGCCAUGAUAGAAGAGCAGCUGAAACUGGCCAUCGAUGCCAACAUCCGCCUCGCAAGUCAAGCCCCGAGGGACUCGCCAGUCAUGGUGGGGUCGGUCGAGACAUCGACGGGCAGCGAGGACUCGACGGGUGGCAGGGACUCGAUGGACGACGCCGACCACGGCAACUCCUUCUCGUGCAGCACGAGCCCGGGCGAAUGGGUGGCUGACCCGGAGAAGCCAAAGCUGCCGCCACUCGAGUACAUGAUACCCGUCAUCGACGAAUUCUUCAACCGGUACAACCUUAUCAUGGCGCUCUUUGACCAAAAGACGUUUAUGCGGAUGCUCUCCGACUGGUACUCGCCGUCUUCACCACAGUCUCCCGCAGUGUGGGCGGCCAUCAACAUUGUCAUGGCGCUGGGGUAUCGAUGCAUGUUGAAAGAUCCGGGGAACGUUGAAUCUCUGAGGGACGAUCAAAAGGUGUUGUACCACAUGCGAAACGUGCAGUCGGUCGUUUCGGACCUGGUGACCCGGGAGGAGGACCUGCUGGGGGUCCAGGUGCUUCUCGGCAUGGUCGUCCUCUUCCAGGGCACCAAGGACCCUAAGCCGGCAUCGGUGCUCAUCGGGACCGCCAUUCGAUUGGCACACCGUAUGCAGCUCCACGACAAGGAAUCAAUGAGAUUCUUCCCGCCAGAAGUAGCCCGGCAGAGAUCGCGGGUCUUUUGGAUGGCGUACAUUAUGGAUAAAGACAUCAGCCUCAAGACCAAGACGCCGUCGUUCCAGCUCGACGCGGACAUUGAUCUGGCGCUUCCGGAGCCGUUCCCGGAUGACGGGGCGGGCAUGAUGGCGGCGAAAAACGGAAGCAAGUUCAACGUGUUCCGGGCACGGGUGGAGCUCAGCCACAUCGCGGGCAAGGUAUACGACCUGCUGUACAGCACGAGGGCGCGCAAGGUGGCGAAACAGGAGUUGCAGUCGCGGCGGACCAGGCUGGAGUCGAUGCUCGAGAACUGGCAUAGCAACAUUCCGGCCGAGUUCCGGAUGGAGUCGCUGAUGGACAAUGUUGAAGCACUGGCGGCAGUGCACAUGACGCUCCUCUACCACAACUACUUUGUAGUGACCAUCAUGACGCACAGCAUCUACUCGCACAACGCAGAGUGGGUGCAGAGGGUAAGCUCGCAUAGCCGCACGGUGAUGCGGGACCUCGACGGGGGGGCGACGACGGCGACGGAAGGCGGCGAGGGGAGCGCAGGGCUGCCGGUCAGGUGGGCCGAGUGCGUGGAGCUGAGCCGGAGAUGCAUGAAGCUGUUCGUGGAGUCGCCCAAGACGGACUGCAGCAUCUGGACCAACUCGUGCGCGCACUUUUCGGGACUCAUCAUCCUGCUGGUCAACAUGUUUGUGCACCCAGAGCACGAGGAGCUGAUGACGGACCAGGGGCUGGCCAACCAAGCAUUGCAGCUGUUUGACAUGAUAAUGGAGCUGAUCAACGAGGAGUCGUUCCGCAAGCUACACACGGUGGUCAGGGAGCUUCACCGGCGGGCGAUGGCGACGGUGGAAAAGGUGGCGCGCAAGAGAGAGGAGCAAGCGGCGAGGGCGGCGGUAGCAGAGGCCAUGAGCAACAGCCUGCCUUUCGGCACGCAGUUCGAGGAAGACGUGACGUUUUUGGGGGGCGGCGACAUGGCUGGGUUCGAAGGCAUGUUCGUAGGAGAUGGCAUUGGGGGGGUCUCGCCGGUGACGGUAGCAUCGGAUACGGCGGACGCGACCGAAGGGAUACAGAACGAGGUUGAUCUGGCGGCAGUGUCUAUCUGGUACAGCCAUCAUUGA